Homarus americanus (American lobster) is the source of this 847-nucleotide messenger RNA. Its product is annotated as collagen alpha-2(IV) chain-like. The annotation marks the transcript as partial. The record is from RefSeq and is a predicted model, not a curated record. The transcript has 4 exons. NCBI's taxonomy places the organism in Eukaryota, Metazoa, Arthropoda, Malacostraca, Decapoda, Nephropidae.
AUGAAGUGUGAAGCUUCUAAGGACUCGGGUUUGCUUGAUUCAGGUCGUGAUGUGAUGUUUCCAAGACUUAUCUUCGAAUUAGCAACAGCUAUUGUACGUGACAUUCGAUUAAAUCGAAGUUGGCAUAAACUGAAUAUUGAACAUGGUAACACUGUUUUGCCUGGUGACACUGUUUUACAAGGUGACAAUGUUUUACCUGGUGACACUGUUUUACCUGGUGACACUGUUUUACAAGGUGACAAUGUUUUACCUGGUGACACUGUUUUACCUGGUGACACUCUUUUAUCUGGCGACACUGCUUUACCUGGUGACACUGUUUUACCAGGUGACACUGUUUUACCAGGUGACACUGUUUUACCAGGUGUCACUGUUUUACCUGGUAACACUGUUUUACCAGGUUACACUGUUUUACCAGGUGACACUGUUUUACCUGGUGACACUGUUUUACCAGGUUACACUGUUUUACCAGGUUACACUGUUUUACCUGGUGACACUGUUUUCCUUGGUGUCACUGUUUUACCUGGUGACACUGUUUUACCAGGUGACACUGUUUUACCUGGUGACACUGUUUUACCUUGUGACACUGUUUUACCCGGUGACACUGUUUUACCUGGUGACACUGUUUUACCAGGUGACACUGUCGUACCUGGUGACACUGUUUUACUUGGUGACACUGUUUUCCCAGGUGACACUGUUUUACCUGGUGACACUGUUUUACCUAGUGUCACUGUUUUACCAGGUCACACUGUGAGACCUGGUGACACUGUGAGACCUGGUGACACUGUUUUACCUGGUGACACUGUUUUACCUGGUGACACUGUUUUACCUGGUGACACUGUUUUACCAG